CUGAGUACUGAAUCCUAAAAAAAAAAAAUUUCGUCCUUAAAAAAAAAAAGUAGUCUUGGACGGCGGGCUGGCCAAGCCUCCGCCUGUCAGUUUCAAGAAACGGGUUUCCAGCUCCUUCGCAGUUUGGAAUCUAGCAAAAGUCACCAUGACGACUUCCUCUAACGACGAGCACAAGGAAUCAACCAUUGUAUUUAAUAAACAUAGCAAUGCACCAAGCACACGACCAAAGUCACACCGAUGUAAUGAACAUCUCGAAGAUGUGCUGACUGGUGUUUCGUCCUGGCCCAUGGAUUUCUCAAAGCCUUUUGGAGUAUUUUGGAAGUGUCUGCGAUCUCAACCAGGUCAAGAACCACCUCUGUAUCGAAACCAAUUCAAGGCAGAUGAAUCCACAGAGUUCGUUGCUGAUGAAAAAUGAAGUCACCAAACCACGUAUCUGUAGAAAUGAUGCCAUGCUAUAGAAAUGUAUAAUUGUACAAUCUUUAUAAACGUCCCAAUCCAUAUUCAAAAGAACAAAAAAU
Molecule: messenger RNA, 518 nt
Organism: Umbelopsis ramanniana AG
Lineage: Eukaryota; Fungi; Mucoromycota; Umbelopsidomycetes; Umbelopsidales; Umbelopsidaceae
Exons: 2
Coding region: 146-415 (89 amino acids)
Source: RefSeq, a predicted model, not a curated record